This is a messenger RNA of Arvicola amphibius (Eurasian water vole), 3708 nucleotides long. It is a transcript of the gene Marveld2, whose product is annotated as MARVEL domain containing 2. The transcript has 7 exons. The record is from RefSeq and is a predicted model, not a curated record. Gene Ontology annotation, biological process: bicellular tight junction assembly. Gene Ontology annotation, cellular component: cytoplasmic vesicle; bicellular tight junction; apical plasma membrane. Bases 169 to 1833 code for a protein of 554 amino acids. NCBI's taxonomy places the organism in Eukaryota, Metazoa, Chordata, Mammalia, Rodentia, Cricetidae.
CGAACCGGGAGGCUGCAUGGGAGAGCCCCGCGAGAACGCCGGUGACUGUCAGCGGCGGCUGCGGCUCGCCGCUCUCCAACCCCAAAUCCCGAGGCAGGCAGUCCACCUUCUGGAGGCAGCAAAACUGUAAGGGGCGGUUGUGCGUGUGUAAAGGUGUGAAAACCCCAAAUGUCGUCAAGUGAUGGAAGGUCCAGGAUUCGGGACAGGGGCUACAGUGAGGUUCCAGGGGACAUUCCUGGUCCAGAUGGUACCAUAAGAACCCUCCAGUCCCUUCAGAGCAGUGAGCUGGCUCUGAGCGCAGAUCCUCUGCCGCCUCCCCCUCUCCCAUUACAGCCACCAUUCGGCCCGAGCUUCUCCUCAGAUGACACAGAGGAACCAGCCAUAGCACCAGACCUCAAGCCCGUAAGGCGCUUUGUCCCUGACUCCUGGAAGAACUUCUUCAGAGGGAAGAAAAAGGAUCCAGAAUGGGAUAAGCCGGUGUCUGAUAUCAGAUACAUCUCGGAUGGUGUGGAGUGCUCACCUCCGGCCUCUCCAGGGAGACCAAACCAUCUCCCACCCGGUUCUUACAAAGAUCCUUCCGGAGGGUCAGAAGGUGCCUUCAGCUCCCAGCGAGGGGCAGACGCCAUGUUUCCCCAGGACCCUUACUCAUCCCUAGACCGACGCACACAGACGGCGCGGACCUACAGCGAGAAGGUGGAGGAGUACAAUCUGCGGUACGCCUACAUGAAGUCGUGGGCAGGCCUGCUGAGAAUUCUGGGUGUGGCCGAACUGCUUCUUGGGGCUGGCGUCUUCGCCUGUGUCACGGCUUACAUCCACAAGGACAACGAGUGGUACAACUUGUUUGGCUAUACACAGCCCUAUGGCACGGCAGGUCUGGGCAGCACAUAUGGGGGUUAUUACUACAGUGGCCCCAAGACGCCUUUCGUACUCGUGGUGGCUGGAUUGGCUUGGAUCGCCACUAUUAUUAUUCUGGUGCUGGGCAUGUCCAUGUAUUACCGCACCAUUCUUCUGGACUCUAACUGGUGGCCCCUGACGGAGUUUGGCGUGAACGUUGCCUUGUUUAUCCUGUACAUGGCCGCAGCCAUUGUCUAUGUGAAUGACACCAACAGAGGUGGACUCUGCUACUAUCCAUUAUUUAACACGCCCAUGAAUGCAGUGUUCUGCCGGGUAGAAGGAGGUCAGAUCGCUGCAAUGAUCUUCCUGUUUGUCACCAUGAUAGUGUAUCUCCUCAGCGCCCUGGUCUGUCUAAAGCUCUGGCGGCAUGAGGCAGCCCGGAGGCAUCGGGAAUUCAUGGAACAGCGGGAGAUAAAUGACCCAUCGUUGCCAUCAAAAAGGAGAAUGUGCGAAGUAGCCACCAGUGAUAGACAGAGAGACCAAGAAGUUAAUUUCAAAGAGCCGAGAACAGUGAAAACGACACCUGAGCUUCAAAGCGGGCACAUCCCUCCGGGCUACAUUCCCAAGCCCAUCGUGAUGCCUGACUACGUGGCAAAAUAUCCUGUGAUUCGGACGGAUGAUGAUCGAGAACGUUACAAAGCUGUGUUCCAAGACCAGUUCUCAGAGUACAAAGAGCUGUCUGCGGAAGUGCAGGCCAUCCUGAGGAAGUUCGAGGAGCUGGAUGUGGUGAUGAGCAGGUUGCCACGGCACGCUGAAAACCCCCAGGAACACGAGAGAAUUUCAAGAAUCCAUGAAGAGUUUAGGAAGAAAAAGAAUGACCCUUCAUUUCUGGAAAAGAAGGAGCGUUGUGAUUACCUCAAGAACAAACUCACUCACAUAAAGCAAAGAAUUCAAGAGUACGAUAAAGUAAUGAAUUGGGAUACGCAAGGUUACUCUUAGCCCGUUGGGAACUGUUUAUAGCCAACUGUUUCUUCACUGCCUUUAUAUGCUGGCCUCAUAGGUGAGAAGCGGGCUCUUCCAGGUCAGCCUCUGCUUGGUUUAACAUCUGAGGUUAAACGCUGUGAUUUUACUCAGACAUUUCAAACCCACCGAGAGCCUUUCCUGAGACUGGAGAGACCGUGUAUUCACCUGGUUCCAGUUCCAUGUUUUUCUCGUUAAAAUGUGUUGUCGUUUUAGAUAUCAAUCACUGGGGAGGGGCAAGCUCAGGACUUCAGUUCUGAUGCUUUUUCCUUCAUUCAGGCUGCUUCCUUCAGUUUCUCUAGGAAUUUCUCCUCCUAAGAGAAGUUCUUAGGAGGUUCUGCCUAGGGAAGUCACGAGGACUUAAAGCCAAGAUCGAUUGUCACGCACUGUGAUCUUGGGCAACUCGAUUAAGCCUCUGUGCCCUUUGCUCCUGUAAGAUGGAAGUAGGAUGGUACCUACCUCAUAGGGCAGUCAGAGCCUGCCACAGUGUAAGCAGCGCAUCCGUGCGGGGAGUGCUGUGGGCGUGUUGCUGAAUGGGUGAGCUACCUAGGAUGAGUCUCAAGGAAACAGUCUUUAACCAGCGGUUAACCAAAGGCCACGUGCCCCAUAGUUUGUCUUUGUGCCUUAAGCAGAUGUCUCCCUGUUGUCUGUGACCAUGCAUAUGUCCCCAAGUCCCCUGCCCAGCCUGUCUUGUGCACAUGGGAACGACACCUUGUAUUGACUUGGUUCCCUCCAUGAUUCAUUAGCACACUUCAUCUUACCAAGGAACUCCUGGUUGAUGUUUUAUUCAUCAGAAAAUUUUACCAUGUUUUUUUUUUUUUUUUUAAAGAAAUUGUCGACAGGCAGUGGUUGAGGAUUUUCCUGGCAGGCUUAGAUGAAACCCUGAUUCCUAGUACCGUGGUGGUGUGCAGGCCCUUAAUCCCAGCACUUGGGAGGCAGAGGCAGGUGGAUCUCUGAGUUCAAGGCCAGUGUGGUCUACAAGAGUUCCAGAACAGGCUUCAAAGCUACUGAGAAACCCUGCCUCAAAAAACAAAUAAAUAAAUAAAAUUUUUAAGAUGCUGGAGGUGUAGCUCAGUUGAUAGAGCAGCUGCCCAGCCUGCGUGAAGAUUCAGUCCCAUCUCUGCAUAAACCAUGAUUGUGUUUAACGCCUGGGAGGCAGGAAGAUAAGGAGUUCAAAGUCAACCUUUGCCCGCAGUGAGGUCGAGUUCAAGGCCAGCCUGGACAAUGUGAAGUCCUGUCUUGAAAAAUAAAAAUAAAUUAAAAAAAUUAAGAUGGGGAAGAUAAAAACACUACUUCUGGUUUCUUUCUAUUCAGCAGGAUCUAGCCAAUUGUUUCCCUGAUAGAAAUAUGGUUUCUGCCUCAUAUAUAGCUUCCAUUCAGAUAAUUGAUUAAUGUCCAAAGGAUUUUACAUAGUGGAGAAACCAGAGUAACACAUGGAACAGGCAGAGGCCCAGAAAGUUCCAGCUUCUAAAUGACCUAACGUGUCUUUCUGAGUGACUGGCACUACAUCCGCGAAUUCAAAUAAGUAAAUAAAACGAUAAAACGUGGUGGUGUGUGCACACUGUCCUAGCGCUCAGCAGCGGAGGCAGAAGGAUGUCAGGUUCAAAGCCAACUUGGGCUACAAAGCAAGACUCUGUUGUUUUGUUUUGUUUUGUUUUUAAAUGUGAGAUAUUCUCAUUUUGUACAUUUAAAAAUAUCUAGCUCAACAUUAAAAUUAAAUAAGGACAUUUAACUUUGUGAAACUUUAUUUUACUGUAUUAUAAAUGUUAAUCUUUUAAGACUGAUGCUGUAGAACUGAUUCUUUUUUAGUGUUAUAUAAAUGCAUAGUUGCAUUAAAAUGUCAAUUACCUGCUA